GAUUCUUCAUUUGAAAAUGACAACUAUUCUGUGAUAAAGAAAGUCAAGUUUACCCAUAUUCACUGGAUGUCUACAACUGGUCUCGGCUUUCAAAGAGCAUCCGAUACAAGGAGGCAGAAGCAUCAAGAGGCACCCAGUAGUUCAUUGGUUCAACAGUGAUGCGAGAAAUAUAGUUGUCAGGAGCACAAGAUGAUCACGUUUGCUGGUGAUCAUUUUCUCUGCAUGUAGGCAAAAUUACAUCCAGAAGUUAAAUGGGAUUCACGUUUCAUCCAGGAGGGGUUGUGUACACUCGCAGAGAGAGAGAGACUUCUAAAGGAAACACAACCUUUCUGUUGACUUAUACCAUAUUUUUAAAAAUCUCUGUGUUCUGUACAAUCAGCCAACCAAGGAAGUGAAAGGCCUAUAUGAACCCAAUAGCAAUGGCGAGAUCAAGGGGUCCAAUCCAGUCUUCAGGGCCAACAAUACAGGAUUAUCUGAAUCGACCAAGGCCUACCUGGGAAGAAGUAAAAGAGCAACUAGAAAAGAAAAAGAAAGGCUCCAAGGCUUUGGCUGAAUUUGAAGAAAAAAUGAAUGAGAACUGGAAGAAAGAACUGGAAAAACACAGGGAGAAAUUGUUAAGUGGAAGUGAGAGCUCAUCCAAAAAAAGACAGAGAAAGAAAAAAGAAAAGAAGAAAUCUGGUAGGUAUUCAUCUUCUUCUUCAUCAAGCUCUGAUUCUUCCAGCAGUUCUUCUGAUUCUGAAGAUGAGGAUAAGAAACAAGGAAAACGGAGAAAGAAAAAGAAGAACCGUUCACAUAAAUCUUCUGAAAGCUCCAUGUCAGAAACUGAAUCAGACAGUAAGGAUAGUUUAAAAAAGAAAAAGAAGUCAAAAGAUGGAACUGAGAAAGAAAAGGAUAUUAAAGGACUCAGCAAAAAGAGAAAGAUGUAUUCUGAAGAUAAACCUUUAUCAUCUGAGUCCUUGUCAGAAUCGGAGUAUAUUGAGGAGGAAAAAACAAAAAAGAAAAAGAAGCAUAAGAAACACAGUAAGAAGAAGAAAAAGAAGGCUGCCAGUUCAAGUCCUGACUCACCGUAACAUUAAGAAAAAUCAGGAUUCCCUUAUAAAGAAAGUGCAAUGUCUGAGGAGAUUUCAACUGUGAAAACUACAACAUAUUUACUAAAAUGCAUGAAUUUUCUUGUUUUUAGAAUUAUUCCUGGACUAUUCAGUAGCCACUCAGAUGCCACUGUGUGAAAGGGCCAUAAAUGUUGCCUGCUGCUUGAACAUCUAUUUUUUUCUCUUCCAGUGCUUGAUAACUCUGGGAGAUAAUACACUGCAGUCGUACUAGUGGUUAAGAUAUUUGGGAAUAAAAUUAAUACUUUUGACUAGAAGCGUCUAAGGAUAAACCAACAGAAAUUGAAUCUGGAUACAUCUUUAAGAUGUAAUCAGAAAUGACCAGAUGACUCUAGUUAGAAUUUUUGAAGGAGGGAUUACAUUAAUAUUUCAAAACCCUUACUCUGUAGAUAAGUGUAUUUUAAUUUUUUCCCCUCGUAUACUUUUAUUUACCUGGGGAAGGAGCUUUUAGGGUUGGGGGGUGGUUUACUAUCUCUUUAGCUAGCAGAAUAGUGUGCCUUUGAUCCUCACACAUCCUGUAUUAUGGACACAGUAGCCAUGCUUCACGGGGAGGUCAGAGCUGGCUACCAGCAGUCUUGCCCUUUACUGAGCUUAGUGUCAUCUUUGGAUGCUGUCAUAUGCUGCUUUGAGUGAACCAGAGAAACAGCCAUUUGCAGCAUGAGAAAGCCCCAAAAGCUCUGGGAUUUACCUCCACUUUAGUAAUAAUGAAUAUUUUUUAGCAUUAGAAUGUGUUAUGUCAUUUGAAUUAAUUUUGACUACACUUUGGCUUGGGAGAGGAAUUAUUUUAAAUAGACAUUGGUACUUUUUGAACUUGAUAGCUAAAGAUUCUAAAAUGCAUGUUUUAUACUAAGUUUUAACCAGUCAGGAAAAUUUUAUGUAACUAGUGAUAGUUUAUUUUUUUGUAUGAAUUUUGUUUAGGCUGCAAUGUUUAGCUUUUGUUAACUCCUCACUCUUGCUGUCUUAAGUUCAUUACUAUGUUUAAUGGCCUACUUGCCAAGAUAUUUAGCAUGUAAAAAGCAGGGUUUUGAUUAAAAAAAAAACGGCUUCAUAUUGAAGCUGAGACUUACAAUAACAAGUUGAGUGGCAAGCCUGGUAUGCUGUGUCUUAUUGCCAGAAUCUUAGUAAAUGUAAUGUUUUAAAAGUUUGUUGUCUUUGUAUAUUAAUAACAAAUUAUGACAAGUUAAGUUUAAAUAAGAGUUACAUUAUUGCUCUCCCUGUGUCAUAUUUUACUAAGAUUUUGUGCCUCAUGUCUACUGCUGAGUUGUUUACUAGGAAUGUUAAAAGGAAUUGAUAAUUCAUUUUCAUUUUACAUUUUUAUAUAAUCAGGUAACAUGACAUACAACUUGAUGUACAAUUUUGCCUGUUACAAAGAGUGUGCUAAUUAUAGUGGUAUAUGCACAGAACAUGUUGGCAUGACAACAGGCUGAAUAAAUAGCUAUUUUACUUAAAAA
Gorilla gorilla gorilla (western lowland gorilla) is the source of this 2557-nucleotide messenger RNA. It is a transcript of the gene FAM133B, whose product is annotated as family with sequence similarity 133 member B. Bases 405 to 1070 code for a protein of 221 amino acids. NCBI's taxonomy places the organism in Eukaryota, Metazoa, Chordata, Mammalia, Primates, Hominidae. The transcript is spliced from 12 exons. The record is from RefSeq and is a predicted model, not a curated record.